Boleophthalmus pectinirostris (great blue-spotted mudskipper) is the source of this 1420-nucleotide messenger RNA. RefSeq names its product proheparin-binding EGF-like growth factor. NCBI's taxonomy places the organism in Eukaryota, Metazoa, Chordata, Actinopteri, Gobiiformes, Gobiidae. The record is from RefSeq and is a predicted model, not a curated record. The transcript is spliced from 6 exons. The coding region runs from base 357 to 1073 and encodes 238 amino acids. Gene Ontology annotation, biological process: epidermal growth factor receptor signaling pathway; positive regulation of mitotic nuclear division; positive regulation of cell population proliferation.
GAGAACAGACCCAUUAUUCUUGGACAGAAGUCACGAGUCACAAAACAUCGGAUGUUAAGUGCAUUGCCUGGGGCCGUUCAUACACUCACCUUUGCUUGUGGUCACUUUUGGAGGCUCAUUAAGCUCCUCAUACAUGCACACACGCACUCACAGCCCCCUCAUGCAUACUGUGCCAACAUGCAGACACACACCCUCACUAAGCAGAGGCAGGCGCUGGCUAUAAAAGCUGCUCCCAGUGGAAGGUGUGAAGCACAAUCAGACCAGUCCAGCUGAGCACACAGACACAGAGACACACAGAGACACAUAGAGACACAUAGAGACACAUACACACACACACGACUCCUCUGCACUGGGAUAUGAACACUCUCGUCUUAACCUGCCUCCUGUCCUGUGUAGUGAGCAGCGCUCUGGGUGUGUGGGGUUCAGAGGUGACCUUCUCCACAGAGCUGAGUGGAGUGACGGGGGGUCCAGCGUCGGGAGAGGGCCUCCACAGUCUGAAUGACGAUGAAGAGCUGGAGCUGGUGGAAGUAGAGGAAGAGCCCUCAGGAGCAGCACACCUACCACCUCAUGUGUUGAAUGUUCUUCAAAAUGAGCGAAAGAAGAAGAAGGGAAAGGGCAAGAGGAAGAACCAUCACAGAGGUAAAAGCACCACAGUCCUAAACCCAGAGCACAUGUACCACACGAGCGGGUACACUUCAGCCAUCAUCACCACAGAGGACCCCUGUACCUCCACACACCAAGACUACUGCAUCCACGGACACUGCCACUACCUGGAGGGUCUGCACGAGCCUGUCUGCAUCUGUAUGAAAGGCUAUAUGGGGCUGCGCUGUGGGAUCCAGACCUUGGAGACUAAAGUGCCUUCAGAAGACGAGGACAGUGGUCCGGAACUGGUCCAGACUGUGCUGGUGGUCAUCGCUGUGGUUUUGUCCAUCAUCAGCUGCGCCGCCAUCAUCCUUAUGACCUGUGCCCAUUACAGAUCUCAUAAAAAUUUCCUGGCGUCAUAUCUUGGAAGUGGGGGAACAGCAAAAGAACAAGAGAAACUCCAGAAAACCCAGAGUGAUGCGGUGGUGUGAAGUGCCAAGUUGUUGCCAGAGAGUUACACCUUGAGAAGACCGAGCAGCCCAGCAGAUCCUGAGGAUGUGUGAUGACUGUAGAGAUGGCUGCUUUUGUAGAUGCUGUUAAAGAAUGAUCUGAAGUCUUUAUUAGAAUGUAAUUUAUUGUAGUGUGGUUAUUUAUUGCUAAAAUGCCAUUGAACUGUAUGUACUGUAUGUGGAUGCUGAGCGUUCACUUUUCUAGAAGUUUAUAGCUUUUUUAUUUAUUGCACUGCUGUUGUUAUAGGUCAGACAAACCCUUUUCAUCCAAGUUUGGAAAAGGGAUGGACAAUGAUCACCAAUAAAAUAUGUCAGUGUUAUAUUGAAAA